AAGACCGUUACGAAGUACGACCAUAUAUAUAUACAUUAUUUUUUUAAGUAUAAAUGGGAAUACCAACAGUAGGUCUAUUUAAUUAACAUCAUAAUAUUCUACAGGAGCGUAUCCAGAAAUUGAGGACGCCUGUGUACACCCGUGGCCGUGAUAUAAUGAGUCUUGACGUCAGCUACGAGUUGGAAGAGGACCAGGAAGUUGAUGACAUCACUAGGAAAGGGCGCCAUGUGCGGAGCUUCCAGGUUGAACUAACCAACUGCCACUAUGACACGUACCAGCCCGGCCAGCUAGUCGAGGGUCACGUCGUACUAGACAUUGAUACUCCUCUCUACAUCAGGGGUGUGGUCUUGCGAUACUGCGGCACGACCGAUAUUUACUGGACGGAGCGGCGGCUCGGAAGCUCCACCAAGUGUGUGGACACUGUGGCCUUCGAUGCGCAUGAGGAAUACUUCCACGUGCGGGAGCCACUCCUCCAACCAGGUGACGUGGUGGCGGGGGAGACGCGGCUGCCGUUCCGGUUCCGCCUAGCGCCGCCGUUGCCUGAGAACUUUGAGGACAAUCUGUGUCGGAUUGAGUACUUUGUGGAGGCGACCCUGAAACUCGACAACAACGCUGUCCAUAACCGUAGCGACCGCAAGGCCAUUCUUGUUUCUGACCCCACCGACCUCAACAAGAUUAUUAUUCCGGAUGUUACGUAUCCGGUGCGUGCCCAGAAAACAUUCCAGCCGCGGCAGUGCUUAUGCUGCUGUUGGCGGCAUGAGCCCAUCGUGGCCUUCCUGCGGCUCGUGCGGGCCGGGUACGCUCCCGGGGAGACAGUGCACGUGCAGGCGGACGUAGAGAACAAUUCAACCUUGCAUAUCAGUGACGUCAAGUUUGUAUUGUAUGAGGAAAGAGUGUACAAAACCAAGUUUAAGACGCAUGUACAGCGUGACGACAUCACGUGGGUGUCUGGAGGUUCCGUGAAGCCGUGUGCCAGCCGGGAGUGGCCAGACGUUCCCCUCCUCAUCCCCAAAUACCAGAUGUUCAACGUCACUGCCAGCAAUAUAUUCACCAUUAGACACAGACUUGAGAUGGUGGUGCUGAAAGGUCGGCUUGUAGUGACGGUGGAAGUGGUGCUAGGGGCCGUGCCGCUCUCCAACAGGGACGUCCACGCCCCACCCCUCGCCCGCGUGCGCGCACAGGGGCCACAGGGUCAGGUAGAUACGGUGGCGCAGUUUCACAGGCGAACAUCCGGGCAAGAGUCAAGAGGAGUUGGUCGAGCCACGUCCACGAACGACUCCGGCCGACAACGUCGUAAAGACCGUAACAGACGUGUAUACCCUGACGACGUCAUAGACUCUAAAAUGUACACCGAACACAUCAAAUUGAAACAAAAUUCAUUGAGGCCGCCGUUUCAUGACUUUCAAGGAUAAGUGUACUGUCAACACAAAAUAGUGUAACGUAAUUGAAAUUCUAACCCAUUACCCUCCUUCCUGGAUGUGUCCGUUGCGUUUUUACAAGCACUGAUCUUCUUUAUUUAAUCACGUCUAUGUUCAUCACUCCGCUUAGCUCCUCUGUUUUGAUUUUUAAAGAAAAAGUCGAGAUAUUGCCAUAGUCCUAGUGUCGUCGUCGAAGCUUGAGUUCGAUCGCCACCAAGGGUACCAGGGAAACCUUGGGAACCACGGGUAACAGGGAAACCUGGGGCACCAGGGGCCCCAAGGGUACCAGGGAAACAUCGGGUACCAGGGGAACCAAGGGUACCAGGGAAACCUGGGGUAUCAGGGGAACCAAGGGUACCAGGGAAACCUGGGGUAUCAGGGGAACCAAGGGUACCAAGGGAUCCAGGGGAACCAAGGCACUUGUUAACCUGGGAUUCCAGUGGUUCUAGGGUUACCAAAGGUUCCAGGGGAACCAAGGGUACCAGGGCUACCAGGGUUACCAGUGGAACCAAGGGUACCUGGGCUACCAGGAGAACCAGCGGUACCAGGGAUAACAGUGUAACCAGCCCUGAUAGGCACGGGGUACCAUGGGAACUAACGGAAACAGCGGGAAGUAGCUGUACCAGGGCUACCAGGGAAACCAAGCCAAGGGUAUCAGAGAACCAGGGCAAAAGGGGAACAAGGGUUACAUUGGGAACCAGCGGUACCAGGGGGACUAGGUAACAAGGUUCAUAGGGUACCAAGCGAACCAGAGAUACCAGGAGAAGCAAGCAAAGUGUACCAGGGGAACCAGCCGUACCAAUGGAACCAAGCCAAGGGUACAAGGGGAACCUAGCAUUUACUUACAGAUAUAUCAAUACUAGAAAUAACUGGAAAUGUAAACACCAAUGAGAACAUGAAUUACAACAUACCGCUCUUACCUAUUUUGUCUAAGAAUAACCAAAUUCACAUGCACCCAAGCCAAAAAUCAAACCCGGGUCGCCUUGGUGGGGAGCGAGUGCUCUUAGCACUGCGCAAACAGGACUAAAGUAUUGCUUUUGACGUAACGGUUCCAGGAACGAGUAUUAAUUAUCCUGACUUAGAACUGGAAAUUAGAAAGUCUAUUUCCUGCUAUACAGCAAUUGCCAAGCCCAUAAAAAUAAUUGUGUGAUGCUAUUUCUGGACAAUAAAAUGAAAUUGUGCUAAAACUUGAAUAAUUGUCACUAGAAUGAGGUUUAAACUACUUGUUCCGUUGCUGUAAUCAAAGCGUGCUUUCGGGGCAGAAAUGAUAUGUUUAGAUAUAUGUGUCAGUGCCAUAAAUAUAAUUUAAAUAUAUCAAGGAUAUAUAACUCUGACAGUUUAGGGCAAAAAUUAGAAUAAAUACAGAAAAAUGUCUAUUUACACAACAAAUUGACUUCUGUAUCUAUUUAUUUCGGUGUGCAUUAUAUUUUUCAUAUCACAUAACUUUUUGAUGUGCACUUGGGUUUGUUUAUUGUGUAAAGUCGAUCGACAGCUGUAUGUUCUGCACUUGAUUUAAAAGGCGCUUCAAAACCUUGGAAUGGUAGGUUCAUUUACCAACAGUUGAAGUACACACGAUAGAAGCAAGGCUCAUCGCCCUGCAAUUGACUUCAAUUAUUGUCGAGUUGAAUUUAAAAUUAAGUUGUAACUUAGAUGUUUUGUGUACGUUUUGCCAACGAACAAAAUAUCAAUGCUGCUAUGAAACAGUUUUGACAGAAGUUAUGAGAUAUUAUUGACGUCGCGUGGAAACACGACGUCAUUUUGGAAGAGGUUUUUAAUGUUGUACCAUGGAGAAUUACGUGAUCAAAUUGGACCAGCCAUCAUAAUUAUUGUAUAUCAAAACUAUAAAAAAAUAUGUUUGAUAAAAAACCUUUGGAAACAUUUAUUAUGGGUUUUUAAUAACGUGUCCCGAAACUCAUAGGUUACGGUUUUUAACUGUGUCAAUACUUUAUUAUCAUAAAAAGUAUGUAACAGAAUUGACCAGCACCCUGAUUUGUUGACGUCAUAUGAUUAAAAGUCAAGUUCUUGAUGACCUUGGGCUAAAUAUCUGGUUUCGUUAAAUAACUGAAGAAUGCUUAUAUCCAGGUACCUCGAACUUGGUAUGCUUUGGGAAAUGCAUCUCAUUUCUUUAGUCAAGAUUCAAAAGCAUUCGCGGCAUCUUUAAUGCUUUGAAUGAAAUAAGUCUUGUUUUCAAAUUAAAUAUUGGCCUGAAACUUCGUCUGGCAAAAUGAAAAUAUCUCUUUACGCAUAACCGCUGAAAAGCAAUGUAAAUUAGAUGAUCUUGUCUGAGAAUAGUUUGAUCGAUGCAAAAACGCUGACAGGAGAGUCUAUUUAUGUCGUUAAACGUUCUGUUAAACACAUAAGGGACAAAGGGACCAGCUUAUCAAUGGAUGAAUCGUUCCAUCGCUUUUUCGCAUUGAUAUUUCUGAACAGUUAUAAUACCAUUUUUUAAAAUUUAUACCCGUUAAUAUAAGUAAGUUAAGGCAAAGUUCAUAUUAUUUUUCAAGUAAUAUUUCAAUUGCAUUUGUGACACUUACUUCGUAUUGACAAGAAUUCCUGAUCGUACGAUAUUGUGUCGAACGCUCGUUGAUCAGAUGGUGCAAUUACAUAUCACUGGAUAGAACAUGGGCACUUUCAUAUUUUCACUGUAUCUUAAUGACCUAGAAGAAGAGUUGUUUCUGAAUGUAGCCAAAUGCAUUGAUCUUAAUACUGCUGAACUCUUUUUUAUUGAUGUAUGCAAAUGACAUUGUAAUUUUUGCAAAGACUAGUGUAGAGAUCCAAAGUAAUCUAGACAUUUUAGAAGCUUAAAUAAAGAAAGGACUAAAAUUGUUGUUUUCAGAAAAGACGAUUGAUUAGCGAAAAAUAUUCAUGUUCAAUAUGGUGAUCCAGGAACUGAAAUUGUACCAAAAUAUUGUUAUUUGGGAAUUGUACUGAAUGUUUGAAAAUAUUGUCAGGACAGGCAUAUAAGGCAAUUUUCAAAUGAAGAAAUAUCUUCAAAGCGUUGUUAACAUAUCCACUGAACAUGUUUUAGAUUCAUUUGAUAAAUUAGUUAAGCCUUUUUCAUUUUAUGGAUGUGAAGUUUGGGGUUUUCCCGUACAAACAAAAUAGAAAGAAUACAUACUAUGUUUUGUAAGAAUUAACUUGGUGUUAAAACUUCUACACAAAAUGAUUUUAUUUAUGGAGAGCUAGGCAUAAUUUAUUUUUAUUCGAUGAGAUUAACAGCUGUUUUAAAAUAUAGCUUUAAGAUAUUACACUGUAGUGAACGAAAAUACAUAAGUAUUAUAUAUACAACAUGUUAUUUGAAAUUGAAAAUAACCCUAAGAAAAACAAACAGGUGGUUAUAGGUGAAAAGUAUGUUAUGCAAUUCAGGGUUUCAGGACUUUUGGUUAGCACAAGAUGUUUGUAGCAAAAAUAUAUUCCUUAGCAUAUUUAAGCGUCGAGUGAAGGAUACUUUUAUUUAAAAUUGGUACAGCAGAUUAGAAACUCAACUAGAGGAACUUUUAAUGAAGUAUUUGCAAAUUAAUAAAUGCAAUAAUAUUUUAACCAAGUCAACAUUCAGAAAUAUAGAAUAUAACUUACAAAGUUACGUUUGUCUUCACACCGGCUCGAUAUUGUGACUGGUCGAUGGAGAAAUGUACCAACAUAAGAACGGUUAUGUACAGCAUGGUAUAAGUUAGAAGACGAAUACCAUUUGUUAUUUUAAUACAUAUUGUAUAAUGGUAUACGAGGUAAUAUAUCAAGAUAUACUAUAGAGAAAGAUGAAGUAAGUUCAAAACUGUUCAUUUGUUUAAAUUUGAUAAUGCAACUGUUGUGAAGAAAUUUAUCUUUAAUGAUUUUGAAAUAAGAAAGACACAAAUCCAAAUUCAGGCUAAUUAAGGGAGACUUAAAUUGCUUUCAUGCUGGUCAACCAAAAUAUAUAACCAGUUUCAUAAACAUGUUUAUUCACUAAUAGGUAAUUAAACUGAUAUCAUUAUCGUAUUGGUACACCGAAUUAAGAUGAAGUUGUUGUCUUAUGAUAUGUAUAUUUGUUUACUCAUUUAUUUGUUCGCCAAAGAUUUUACUUACGAGCAUAUAGUCCAUAUAACUUUGAUCAUGGGCCAUUUGUUCUUAAUCAAAUAUGUAUGUACACGCGUAGGUUAUACACAUCAUAGAUAUACAGAAGAGAAAGAUUUCAUAAUUUUUAUACUUAGAAAAUAAUAUUGAAUUACAGAGAUACAGUUGUUAACAUUGUGAUAUAAAUGAAUCUAUUUAUAAAUUAGCUCCACCAUACAUGUAUAUAUAAGCCAUUGUAUUAUAAUAAUUUGAUCAAGUGUCAUAUUGGCCUAUUUCAAAUAUGUAUUGUGUUGUUUAGUUCUUUUGUAUAA
Messenger RNA from Mya arenaria, 5779 nucleotides. Its product is annotated as arrestin domain-containing protein 3-like. NCBI's taxonomy places the organism in Eukaryota, Metazoa, Mollusca, Bivalvia, Myida, Myidae. Gene Ontology annotation, cellular component: cytoplasm. The coding region runs from base 156 to 1412 and encodes 418 amino acids. The record is from RefSeq and is a predicted model, not a curated record. The transcript has 8 exons. Gene Ontology annotation, biological process: protein transport.